Molecule: messenger RNA, 1089 nt
Organism: Saccoglossus kowalevskii
Lineage: Eukaryota; Metazoa; Hemichordata; Enteropneusta; Harrimaniidae
Biological process (GO): regulation of transcription by RNA polymerase II
Cellular component (GO): nucleus
Molecular function (GO): DNA-binding transcription factor activity, RNA polymerase II-specific
Source: RefSeq, a predicted model, not a curated record
AUGCAUCACUGCAAGCAUUGUGAGAAAAGUUUUACACAGUCAAGUAAUCUCAAAGUACAUAUAAGAACGCAUACCAAUGAAAAGCCCUAUCACUGUGAGUAUUGUGAGAAGAGUUUUGCUCGGUCAAGUCAUCUCAAAGAGCAUAUAAGAACACAUACCAAUGAGAAGCCUUAUCGAUGUGAACAUUGUGUGAUGAGCUUCACCCAGUCAAGUAAUCUAAAGCGCCAUAUACGAACACAUACCAAUGAAAGGUCUUAUCAAUGUGAGCACUGUGAGAGGAGUUUUAUAUAUUCCAGUAAUUUAAAACAGCAUAUACGAAUACAUACCAAUGAGAAGCCUUAUUAUCAUUGUGACCACUGUGAGAAAACUUUUAUAUAUUUAAGUAAUCUAAGACAGCAUGUGCGAACACAUACCAAUGAAAAACCUUAUUAUCAUUGUGAACAUUGUGAAAAAAGUUUUUUAUAUUCAUGUAAUCUAAAACAGCAUAUGCGAGUACACGAGAAGCCUUAUCAUUGUGAACAAUGCAAUAUGAGGUUUGCCCAUUCAAAUCAUCUAAAAUACCAUGUACGAACACAUGAGAAGCCUCAAUAUUGUGUGAAGAGUUUGAGUUAUCCAAAGUAUGUCAAUCAGCAUAUGCAAGCACAGAUAAUUUACCAAAGAUGUCAUCAUGAACAAUGCAGGAGAUUUUAUUUGUACAGUAGCACAAAACUAAAGAGACACCAUGCUGAGAUUCAACAUCAAAAUAAACUAAAGUAUUUUACCUACGUUGAUUCACAUAAACGAAUUUUUACUGUAAUACCCAAUUUCGUAACACAGUUAAACUGUGAUCAGUGUGAGUGUAUAUAUAGUCACUUAUAUAGUCAAAGACACUCAUUAAUUAUUCAUAAAGGAGAGAAAUAUACUUGUAGAUGGGAAACUGUAAAUGAUAGCAAACAGUUAACUGUCACACUUAACCAUCGAGAUGAAUGUUCAAGCAAGGAAAAUGAGGACAAAUUAUUUGUUGUGCAUGCUGGCUUUAUUAUUGAGAAGAGAAGAGAUGAUGAAAUGGAAGAAUUUAGAUUAUACAGCCACAGGGUUGAUAAGUGCUGA